Messenger RNA from Bursaphelenchus xylophilus (pine wood nematode), 6338 nucleotides. The record is from the annotation of a GenBank genome assembly. NCBI's taxonomy places the organism in Eukaryota, Metazoa, Nematoda, Chromadorea, Rhabditida, Aphelenchoididae.
AUGAAAUUGAAAGCCGAGUACAUGGAGAAGCAUCUAAAUAUCUCUUUCGAUCCGUGUGAAGACUUUGCUAAUUAUGCGGCAUACAAUCUCAAUUCGACUUUUAUAAAAUCAUUGUAUUUGGAGAAGGCCAAGCAUGUUCUACAAGAACAUUUUAGGCCAAAUGAGGUAGGUACAAGGUGACAUGACUAUUUUUUUAGCCAAAAUCGAUCCAAAAAGCAAGAGAGAUCUACCACAAAUGUUUGAAAGACAUGUCGGUAUUCAAUACUACCCUGAGUCUAUUACAAAUUGAAAAUAUAAUUUCCGAGCUACCUGUUCAAUUUCCCAUCGGAAUUGAGCAAAUUAAAGACGACGAGAUGUACCUCGGUUUGGUCGGCAAACUUUAUAAUCUUCUUUAUUCCCAUGUUGCCGGUCCAAUUGAUGAUUACACAAUGCAUUUGGAAUCCGGCGAUCUUUUUAUAACAGAAGUUCAUAAGCCAGAUUUUUCGGAAAGGAGUAGAGCUUGGUGAGAGCAUUUCAUUUUGAAUUUUACGUUUCCUUUAAUUUUGAAGGAAUGCUUAUUGUACUCUUCGGGACUGUAAAGAAAACAGGAUUUCGACCUCUUUUUUGGAGACUAUGAAUGGGACAUAUGGCCCUCCAAAUAUUAGUAUCAUCGCUCUAAAGAAGUUGAUCAAGACUAUUUUUGAAGUGGAUGUUCCAUUAGAUGGAGUCAGAAUCUAUUUAUUUACACCAGUCGACGUAUGUCAAGUUUUAGAAAACAUAUAUUAUGGUUCUCAGGAUUUAUCAAGAUCUUCAUUUCUGAACGCUUUAUUUGAAAAGUUGUUAAUCACGAUUACAAAACCAUUUGUUCCGUCCUCAUGUGAGAAGAUGACUAUAUCCGGGUUUUAUUUGACCUAUCAGAAGAUGUUAUACGAUCAUUACACUCACAAUACGACAGCGUUUUUGGUCUUUAACGAACAGUUUAGAUAUUAUUCUACAAAGUUACUGCAAGAGGCUGACAAUUUAUUCAGGUUUGGAAAUGUUUUAAACGACAAAACCAAAAACUUUAUGCUGGAAAGAGUUAAAAACAAAACAUUUAAAUUUAUAAAUCAACCAUUCUUUUUGGAAGAAAAUUACAAAAAAUAUGAGGCAGAUGUUGGAAUUGGGAUGAAGAACAUGUCGUACCUCAUAAAUCAUUUGAAACCUUUGCUCAGAUUUAAUGCUGACAAAAAAAUUAGACACUACAGUACUCCUUCUGUCUUUGUAAGCGGGAUUCCUUACUAUGAAAGUCCAUUUUAUUAUAUUAUUUAGCACUUCUCCGCUCACUCCUCGAGAAGUCAGAAUAAUUAUAUCGGACUGAAUAACUUUGAAUUCCCACAAUAUGAUGUUUCAUUCCCCCCAAUGCUAACCUUAUCUGGCCCUGGAUUCACAAUGGCGCAUGAAUUGGGACAUGCUUUUGGUACAUUGGUUAACAUAAAAUCUAAUAAGAGUGGUUUGAAAAAACAUUUACCCUUUCCGGACGAGUCGGCACCUCCUGAAGAAAUGAAAGAGGGUACCCUAGUGAUGAAUACUAUAAUAGUUACGCUUAUCGAAACGUUAUUUGGGACCUAUGACAAAAAAUGUCCUAAAAAAUACCCCCAUUUUACAUAACCGUUACAAAAUUUUUGUAACAAGCUGUAAAUUAGAAACUGCCCCUAAAUUAAAAUCUAGUAGUCUUAGUACUGUUACAUCCAAGAACUGUCCAAAUCCGACUACUAUUGAAUCUGUUAACGAUUUUUGAACAUUGAAUUUUUAGGUUUCGUGGUAUGAUGGACCGCACAUGUUUGAUUCCGGCGGACGACAACCUGAUUUUAGGGUCAAAACUUUACCGAAAUUAAAAAUUCAAUGUUAGUGGUCGGAUUUGGACAGUUCUUAGAUGUAACAGUAGUAGGACUCCCAGAUUUUAAUUUAACGACAGUUUUUAUACUCCCCGCCAAAAGUUUUGACCCCCCUUCUAACUCGGCCCAAAGUGUACCAAUUUGGACCAAAUUUGGUACGUAGUUUACUGACAACCUUGUAGUAAAAAAUAUCAUAGUAGGACAAACCACUUAGCUGUAUUUCAAAAUCCAGGGACAAUUUUCAAAAAUCACCUCAAAAAAACGGGACAAAAGUUUUGACCCCCCUGCAAAAAAAUUAAAUAUCGCCAGCGGAGGUAACCAGGGGCCUGUUUCACUAACAUAAAAAUAAAUAAAAGAGAAGUAGGGGGGAGCGAGAGAGCAUCGAAAACGCGUUUGCGAGCGAGAGAAACCGGACGAAAAGCAGAAGUAGCUUACUUUUGCGGGAGUGACUUUUUACGUCCAAAACCGCGGUUGGCGGCAGUAUUUUGGCCAUAACUUUUUUUUCAGUUGGUCUAGGAACACCCUUCAAAAUUUAGAAUGAAGCUGACAGUUUCAGCUAUCACCAAGAUUAUUUUCAUUGCUGUGGUGCCAAAACCCGUCCUUAAAAAAAUCGUAAAGUACGCGUGCUUUAAUUUUUGAGAAAAUCGACUAAAUUUUAGCUUAAAAUUCCCAUAACUUGGGUUAAACUUUUCGGAUUGAAACCCUCCAAAAAACAACACAUAGAAUUUUUUAAGUAGUUUUAGACAAUAUGUGUUUUGAAUUCCUUUUAUUGCCCGAUGGACCGUUAAUUUUACAGUAGUACGGCCAACCAUCUCGUUUUUUCUUCUUCGCGGAAUAAAAACGAAUUUUUCUCACCAAUUUUUAUAAGAAUAAUUACAAAUUUCAUAUCAGUGUGUAGAGCCGUUUCUUAGCUACAUUAUUUUUUUUGAGGGGUGGCGAUAUAUCAUAAACUGAUAGAGUUACGGGCAAUUAAAUCAAGGUAACCUCCAUUUUUGACCAUAAAAAGUCGUUCCGAAAGGGGCGAACUUUUGAUUUGAGGGCUCUUUUUAUGACAAAAAUGGAGGUAAAUUUGCCAUAACUCAGCCAUAAUAAGACCUACAAUUGUCCCUCUAAAAAAGCCUCAUGGAAAAAAAGAUGGGCUAUCGACUGGUAUAAAUUAAAGCGUCAACAUUUUGAAAUUGACCGAGAAAUAAAACAUUUCGCAUCUUCAGUGUAAAUGUGCUCUGUACUUCAAGCUAUAUAACUAAUCUACUCUUGAAAAUAAAGCAACGAAAUUUGGAUAUGUUGUAGCCUUAACCGUCAGCUUUAUUUGAUUUUUUGAAGGGUGUUCCUACACCAAUUGAGAAAAAAGUUAUGGCCAAAAUUCUGCGGCCAACUCCGGUUUUUGGACGCAAAAAGUCACUCCGAAAGAGAAGUAGGCUACUUCUGCUUUUCGUCCGGUUUCUCUCGAUCGCAAACGCGUUUUCGAUGCUCUCUCGCUCCCCCCUACUUCUCAUUUAUUUAUUUUUAUGUUAGUGAAACAGGCCCCAGUUUCGUUGUUUUAUUUUCAAGAGUAGAUUAGCUAUAUAGCUUAAAGUACAGAGUACAUUUACACUGAAGAUCCGAAAUGUUUUAUUUCUCGGUCAAUUUCAAAAUGUUGACGCUUUAAUUUAUACCAGUCGAUAGCCCGUCUUUUUUUCUAUGAGGCUUUUUUAGAGGGCCGAUUGUAGGUCUUAUUAUGGCUGAGUUAUGGCAAAUUUACCUCCAUUUUUGUCAUAAAAAGAGCCCUCAAAUCAAAGGAAGAGGAAAAGUUCGCCCCUUUCGGAACGACUUUUAAUGGUCAAAAAUGGAGGUUACCUUGAUUUAAUUGCUCGUAACUCUAUCAGUUUACGAUAUAUCGACACCCCUCAAAAAACAUAAUGUAGCUAAGAAACGGCUCUACACACUGAUAUGAAAUUUGUAAUUAUUCUUAUAAAAAUUGGUGAGAAAAAUUCGUUUUUAUUCCUCCAAGAAGAAAAAACGAGAUGGUUGGCCGUACUACUGUAAAAUUAGCGGUCCACCGGGCUAUAAGAGGAAUUCAGAACACACAUUGUCUAAAACUCCUUAAAAAAUUCUAUGUGUUGUUUUUUGGAGGGUUUCAAUCCGAAAAGUUUUACCCAAGUUAUAGGGAUUUUAAGCUAAAAUUUGUCGAUUUUCUCAAAAAUUAAAGCACGCGUACUUUACGAUUUUUUUAAGGACGGGUUUUGGCACCACAGCAAUGAAAAUAACCUUGGUGAAAGCUGAAACUGUCAGCUUCAUUCUAAAUUUUGAAGGGUGUUCCUAGAUCAACUGAGAAAAAAGUUAUAGCCAAAAUACUGCCGCGAACCGCGGUUUUGGACGUAAAAAGUCACUCCCGCAAAAGUAGGCUACUUCUGCUUUUCGUCCGGUUUCUCUCGCUCGCAAACGCGUUUUCGAUGCUCUCUCGCUCCCCCCUACUUCUCAUUUAUUUAUUUUUAUGUUAGUGAAACAGGCCCCAGGACCUUUUGGAACCGGUGUCCCGUACCUGAACAUGGGUUAAUAAAUGUUUGUUUGUUGAAUGCUUCGUUGCAUUUGAGGAUGCAACGCGUUAAACUGAUUUUGAUGUAGAGAUGCCCAAAAUGGUAAAAAUCUUGUACUGGCGCUUUCCAAAAGUUUCAAAUUAUGUUCACAUCAUGUGAUUUUGACGUGUUAUAACCUGCAUUAAUCUUUUCCUUUCGAAAAAAGUCCAUGAUGGCCUAGCGGUAUCGAUUCGGCCGAUAUCCAGUUGUCAUGGUCAGCCUUGGUGAGCCAUUUGCUCUUUGACUAAAGGUCUAGAUGGGGUCGCUAGGUCCUCAAUCUAAUCCUGAGACUUGUGUCUACUCUCAAAACAAGAAUAAACCCCCGCUGACACGAUCCCAAAUGGUUUGCAGAUGCAACUUUACCGAUCUGCACCUUAAAGAAAAACCCGCUUUUUUCAAAUGGAUUUUUUGCGACCAAAAACGAUUUUUACUUGGUGGGCCAGGUAAUUUAGGACGCUACAGCACCCGCCAUAUUCAUUUGAGACGUAUGGAACGCCAAAUGGGCGGUGGGGAUGGCAUCGUACUCGGGCGCAUCUACAGAAACGGCAAACUUAAGAUUAAGGUGAAUGAAACCCAUUCCAAAAUGUGUCAAAUCGAAACCUUUGUGCAUGCUGAGAGUAAAUAGGAGUCUCAGGAUUAGAUUGAGGACCUAGCGACCACAUCUAUUCCUUCAGUCAAAGAGCAAAUGGCACACCAAGGCUGACAAUGACAACUGGAUAUCGGCCGAAUCGAUACCGCUAGGCCAUCACGGACUUUUUUCGAAAGGAAAAGGUUAAUGCAGGUUAUAACAUGUCAAGAUCACAUGAUGUGAACAUAAUUUGAAACUUUUGGAAAGCGCCAGUACAAGAUUUUUACCAUUUUUGGGCAGCUCUACAUCAAAAUCAGUUUAACGCGUUGCAUCCUCAAAUGCAACGAAGCAUUCAACGAAAAAGCAUUUAUUAAUCUGUAUUCAGGUAUGGGGCAUCGAUUGUAAAAGGUUCGGGCUACAUCCGGUUUCGAUAUUUAAUUUUUUUGCAGGGGGUUCAAAACUUUUGUCCCGUUUUUUUGAGGUGAUUUUUGAAAAUUGUCCCUGGAUUUUGAAAUACAGCUAUAUGGUUUGUCCUACUAUGAUAUUUUUGACUACUAUGUUGUCAGUAGACUACGUACCAAAUUUGGUCCAAAUUGGUACACUUUGGGCCGAGUUAGAAGGGGGGUCAAAACUUUUGGCGGGGAGUAUAAUUUACAGCUCGUUACAAAAAUUUUAUAACAGUUAUGUAAAAUUGGGGUAUUUUUUAAGAAAUUUUAUGUCAUAAGUCCCAAAUAACGCUUCGAUAAGCGUAAAUAUUACAGUAUUCAUUACCAGGGUACCAUCUUUCAUUUCUUCAGGGAGGUGCCGACUCGUCCGGAGAGAGUUAAUUUCAGGUUCACGGGUAGAAAACAGAAGCCGAGAAUUAAACGAAACGCUCCACUGUUUUGAAUCGUUUUAUGAGAAUCAAUGCGAUCCCAUAAAUUCUACAAACUGUGUCGAUUCCGCCAAAACUAUUGAGGAAAACUUUGCUGAUCAGAUGGGUAAGACAAAGUUUGAGAGCGAAAAAAUUGAUGCAAAACAAUUGCAGCUGUCCAUCUGUCGUAUUUUACAUACAAAAAAUCAUCUCUAAUAAAUGGAUAUGUAAAUCGACCCCGAGGGAAAAUCCUGGACAUCCUGACGGACGACCAAUUGUUUUUUAUAAACUUGGCGCAAUCUAUGGCCCCACUGUUUGAUUGGGAUAAUAUAACAUCCGAUGACCGACAUUCCCCCUCUUCGGUCAGAAUUUGGGGUAGUCUGGCAAACUUUCCAGCCUUUGCCAAUGCGUUUAAUUGCCCGAUUGGAACUAAUUACAACCCGGAAAAGAAAUGUAGUCUUUUCAAUAAACCGAUAAGUCCUGACUACAAUUUAAAGGACAUUGUUUAA